Cryphonectria parasitica EP155 is the source of this 1527-nucleotide messenger RNA. RefSeq names its product FAD-binding domain-containing protein. The transcript has 3 exons. The coding region runs from base 1 to 1416 and encodes 471 amino acids. The record is from RefSeq and is a predicted model, not a curated record. NCBI's taxonomy places the organism in Eukaryota, Fungi, Ascomycota, Sordariomycetes, Diaporthales, Cryphonectriaceae. Gene Ontology annotation, molecular function: FAD binding.
AUGGCAAACGGCCGCGCCUGUUGUACAGCUCUCUCGGCUGUCCUGGGGGACCUGACGUUCUCCCCAACCAGUCUCUCAUAUGACUCCUCGCAGUCAUCCUACUGGUCACUGCAAGAAGCCGAAGUCGAACCAUCAUGUGUCGUCCAGCCAAAGUCAGCCGAGGAUGUAUCUGUUGCGAUCAAAACGAUGACAGCAAUCGAAGGAUGCCAUUUUGCCAUCCGUUCUGGUGGGCACAGUCCUAAUGCAGGCGCUGCCAAUAUCGCAAGCGGCGUUACAGUCGACCUUAGCCAACUAGGAGGCACGAUUAUUAGCGACGACAGGUCUACCGUGUCCAUCAACCCUGGUAGUACUUGGGCUGCUGUCUAUGAGACCCUGGAUCUAGUCAAUCUCACUGUUGCAGGCGGCCGCUCAGGAGGUGUUGGUGUAGGUGGCUUAACAACAGGGGGUGGCAUCUCGUUCUUGUCACCUCGCGUGGGCUUCUCCUGCGACAAUGUCCUCAACUACGAAGUUGUGCUUGCCAAUGGGAGCAUCGUGGACUCUCAGGACGACGCAGACUUGCACAUCUCCCUCAGCGGCGGCUCUAAUAAUUUCGGUAUCGUCACGCGCAUCGAUUUUGCGGCUAUCGAACAAGGUCUUAUUUGGGGAGGCAACGUGUACUACUCCAUUGACACCAUCGAUUCACAACUUCAAGCUUUUGCCAAUAUAAGCAACGCCGAUACUUACGAUGAUUACUCGUCAUUGAUCAUGUCGCUUGCCUACGAUGGACUCCUGGAUUUGUCCCUAGUUGCGAAUGCGAUCGAGUAUACCAAGGCUGAAAUCUAUCCACCUGUCUUUCAGCCCUUGAUGGCCAUCCCAGCGAUCGAUAGCACGAUGCGUUUGGACACCGUGGCUGGAAUUGCCGAGGAGUUGGCGACGUUAUCACCUGGUGGUAGUCGCGUGCUUUUUAUGACCAUCACCCAUGGCAAUAGCAUAUCGAUGUUGAACGCGGUGUAUCAGGCCUGGAGUGAUAGCAUUGCCGAUAUUUCGAAAGUGGCAGGCAUCAUCUGGACUUUUUCUCUCGAGCCCUUGCCACCGGCCAUCUACGCACGCAGCUCAAGCAACUCACUUGGCCUCUCUGACCGUAACGGAACGCUUGUCGUGGGACUUUUGACGGCACAGUGGACAGACGCGGCCGACGACAACGUUGUUGAAGCGACAGCGAAGAAGCUUCAUGGAGAUAUUCAAACAGCAGCAGAAGGCUUGGGAGAGGACGACCCUUUUCUCUAUCUCAAUUACGCCAAUACAGCGGGGUGGCAAGGUGAUCCAAUUGCAAGCUAUGGCGAGGCGAGCGUGGCAAGGUUGCGAAGCACGAGCUCGAAGGUUGAUCCUGAGGGUGUAUUCCAGAAAAACGUGCCGGGUGGCUUUAAACUUACCUAAAUGUGUUCACGUGGCAGACGCAGAUAGAAUACACCGGUAUUGUCUACGUUCGGGUUUGUUUGUUCUUUUCUGUUCAUCUUUUUGACCAAAUAUAAGCAACAUGAUAAACUC